GACUGAUACAAAAUUUCCUGCAUCCACUUGUGUUCCACCGUGAGCAAAGCCCGAAAGCCCAACCUGAGGGGAGUCUGUACUAGCCAGCGGGGCUGUUGGGAUUUGCCUGCUGACCCCCAUCCUCACCAGAGAUGGAUCCCAGGACAUCCCUCUACCUCGUGCUCAACUUCAUUGCCUGGGGUGCCUGCUCCCAGGAGAACUGUCUCUGCGCCCGUGGCUUUUGUUACGAGGGCUGGGUGCAGUAUCAAGACGCCUGCUAUAAGGCUGUGAAGGAACCGAUGAAAUGGCCUGAAGCUGAGGUGGCGUGUCAAAGCCACGGCAAGAAUUCCCAUCUGGCCUCCAUCCACAGCGCAGAGGAAAAUGACUUCAUCUUUCACCUGAUGGGCAAGCCGCUGGAUUACACUAAAGGGCAGGCCUACUGGAUCGGCGCACAUGACACUUUCAAGGAGGGGUCUUUCAUGUGGACGGAUGGUUCCAAAUACAAUUUCCGGGCAUUUCCUGCAGACCAGCCCGAUGGUCUCCCGGGAGAAAACUACCUGGGCUCUUGGACCCUGGAAAACGGCUUCGUCACCUGGAACGACUAUGGCACCAACUGGACCUUCCCGUUCGUUUGCAAAUACACCCUGCGGAACAGCUUCAGGGACCAAUCCUGGUAACAGGACGUGGUGGAAGACGCGGCCUGUAUCCUGCAGUGGAGGCUGUGUCACCUUCCUGUGCUGUAGCUUCACAUCUGGAACCAAUUACUGCUGUGUCCUUAUCCCGUCUUUUGUGUCCCGGGUAGAACUGGGCAAAUAACAGGUUUGGGGGUUUGCUGGGAAUUCUGAAAAACUGGGAGGGGAAAAAAAUGUGCAAAUGGAGAAGUGGGGGAAUCAUUUUGCACCAAACAAAAAUUUUGUUUUGAUUGUGACCAUUUAAAAACUCUUGUUUGCUUGUUUGUUUUUAAUCAGACUAAAGGCCAUUUAAAAAGGAAAAGUAGUUUCAGACCAAACACACCAAAGGUUUAGAUUUGUUCUGGGUUGGUUUUUAGUUUUGGCCGAUACACUUUAGUGAAGCCAAAACAAUUCACCAAAUGAUUCGGUUUCACCAAACCUGCAUUUUUCACCGGAAAAGGGGCUGGUCUGAAAAGUGUCACCCACCUGUAUUCCCCCUCGGUCCCAGCUGGCGGCUCCUGCUGGGAGCCACUUUCCAAUGGGAACCCGCAGCAGGCCGGAGGCCGGGGGAACAAAGGUCACAGUCUCUUUGGACUCCAGAGCCACCCAGCUGUACACUGCGCUCUCACUGGCAAGGCAUCAUUCAGCGAUUCUGCUCAUGCAAAUCUGCUUAGAGAGCUCCUUGCUCUGAUCCCUGCUUCUCUUUCUCCCGCCUCUUCCUCCUGCUUUAUACAUGUACCUGCUCAUUCCUACAAAUGUUCUGGGCCAAAACAAAAUGAUCAAUAAAAAAGCUGCGCGCCCAGAGAA
This is a messenger RNA of Emys orbicularis (European pond turtle), 1457 nucleotides long. RefSeq names its product regenerating islet-derived protein 4-like. The transcript is spliced from 6 exons. The record is from RefSeq and is a predicted model, not a curated record. Lineage: Eukaryota; Metazoa; Chordata; Testudines; Emydidae. Bases 132 to 656 code for a protein of 174 amino acids. Gene Ontology annotation, molecular function: signaling receptor activity.